Messenger RNA from Bubalus bubalis (water buffalo), 2771 nucleotides. RefSeq names its product terminal uridylyl transferase 1, U6 snRNA-specific (gene TUT1). Lineage: Eukaryota; Metazoa; Chordata; Mammalia; Artiodactyla; Bovidae. Gene Ontology annotation, cellular component: mitochondrion. The record is from RefSeq and is a predicted model, not a curated record. The coding region runs from base 80 to 2728 and encodes 882 amino acids. Gene Ontology annotation, molecular function: RNA binding; poly(A) RNA polymerase activity. The transcript is spliced from 10 exons.
CCGAGAGCGUUGCCAUUUGUAGGAGGGAGUUCCGGUCGUGGCUGAGGUGGUUGCAUUUUGUUAGUACCGGAGAGUCACGAUGGCUGCAGUGGAUUCAGAUAUCGAGCCGCUGCCUCGUGGGGGUUUCCGCUGCUGCCUCUGCCACAUCACUACAGCCAACCGACCCAGCCUUGAUGCCCACCUGGGAGGCCGGAAGCACCGGCACCUGGUGGAACUACGAGCUACUCGAAAGGCCCAGGGACUUCGAAGCGUGUUUGUCAGUGGCUUUCCCCGGGAUGUGGAUUCUACUCAGCUCUCUGAGUACUUCCAGGCAUUUGGACCUGUGGCCAGUGUUGUCAUGGACAAGGACAAGUGGUUCUGGCUGGGACUGUGCCAAGUAAGAGUGGGGGUGUUUGCCAUCGUGGAGAUGGGGGACCUGGGUGCCCGGGAAGCUGUUUUGUCACAGCCCCAGCACAGCCUGGGAGGACGUCGCCUGAGGGUCCGGCCACGGGAGCAGAAAGAGUUCCAGAGUCCAGCCUCCAGAUCUCCCAAAAGAGUGGCCCCUGACAGUCACCAGCUGAUCAAAGCACUCGCCGAGGCCCCGGACGUGGAGGCACAAAUGGUGAAGCUCGUGGGGCUGAGGGAGCUCUCCGAGGCCGAGCGGCAGCUUCGGAGCCUUGUGGUGGCGCUAAUGCAGGAAGUCUUCACAGAGUUCUUCCCUGGCUGUGUGGUCCAUCCUUUUGGCUCCUCCAUAAACAGCUUUGACGUCCAUGGCUGUGAUCUCGACCUCUUCCUGGAUCUGGGGGACUUGGACGAGCCCCAGCCAGCCCCAAAGGCUCCAGAAUCUCCCUCCUUGGACUCGGCCCUGGCAUCCCCACUGGAUCCUCAAGCCCUGGCCUGCACCCCAGCCUCCCCUCCAGACUCACAGCCUCCAGCUUCUCCUCAAGACUCGGAAGCCCUGGACUUUGAAGCCCCUUCCUCCUCACUGGCACCUCGGACUCCAGACUCUGCUUUGGCCUCUGAGACCCUCGCCUCUCCCCAGUCCCUGCCUCCAGCCUCGCCGUUGCAGGAGGACCAGGGAGAGGGGGACCAGGGGAAGGCGGUGGAACUGGCAGAGGCCCUGAAGGGGGAGAAAGCAGAAGGGGGAGCCAUGCUGGAGCUGGUGGGAUCCAUCCUUCGGGGCUGUGUUCCUGGAGUGUACCGAGUCCAAACCGUGCCCUCUGCGCGGCGCCCUGUGGUCAAGUUCUGCCAUCGGCCUUCAGGUCUCCAUGGUGACAUCUCCCUCAGUAACCGGCUCGCCCUGCACAACUCCCGCUUCCUGAGUCUCUGCUCUGAGCUGGAUGGGCGAGUACGGCCCCUUGUGUACACUCUGCGCUGCUGGGCUCAGGGUCGAGGGCUGUCAGGGAGUGGCCCACUUCUCAAUAACUACGCCUUGACCUUGCUCGUGAUCUAUUUUCUUCAGACCAGGGACCCUCCUGUGUUGCCCACUGUGUCCCAGCUCACCCAGAAAGCAGGCGAACAGGUGGAGGUUGAUGGCUGGGACUGUAGUUUCCCCAGAGAUGCCUCAAGACUGGAGCCCAGCACCAAUAAGGAGCCUCUGAGUUCCCUGCUGGCCCAGUUCUUCUCCUGCGUCUCUUGUUGGGAUCUUCGUGGCUCCCUGCUGUCCCUGCGGGAGGGUCAGGCACUACCUGUGGCAGGGGGCCUGCCCUCUAAUCUCUCGGAGGGCCUGCGCCUUGGCCCCAUGAAUCUCCAGGACCCCUUUGACCUGAGUCACAAUGUGGCGGCCAACGUGACCAGCCGGGUGGCCGGGAGGCUACAGAACUGUUGCCGAGCGGCAGCCAAUUACUGUCGAAGCCUCCAGUACCAGCGGCGGUCUUCCCGGGGUCGGGACUGGGGGCUGCUUCCCCUUCUGCAGCCCAGCUCCUCCAGCUCCAUGCUUUCUGCGACACCUAUCCCCUUACCGCCUGCUUCCUUCACCCAGCUCACUGCUGUGCUGGCCCAGGUGUUAAGGGAAGCCUUAGGGUGCCAUAUAGAACAGGGAACCAAGAGACUGCGGUCAGAGGGAGGUGGCCCUGGGGAGCCCCCCCAGGGAGGGACAAGCAAAAGAGCAAAACUAGACGGACAGAAAAAAAGCUGUGAGGAGGGGCCAGAGGAGCAGCAGGGAUGUGCAGGGGAGCAUGGUGAAGAUGGCGUGGAAGAGAUGGUCAUAGAGGUUGGAGAGUCGGUGCAGGACUGGGUGAUGCGGAGCCCUGGGCAGCCAGGGGAGCUGCCCCUGAUGACCAGAAAGCAUCUAGCCACCAGAGAAGAGGGGCAGUCAGGCACCGCAGCGCUGGCCAAGCAGGGGCCCAGAGGACCUGAGGCAGCCUGCGAAGGGUCUCAGGCCGAGGCCGAGAAGCAGGUGUCGCUCGCAGUGAGCUGGCGCUGCGCCUUGUGGCACCGUGUGUGGCAGGGGCGGCGGCGUGCCCGGAGACGCCUGCAGCAAAAAAUCAAGGAAGGAGGUGGAGCUGGUGCUGGCUCAGGAGCAGAGUGGCUGGCAACUGAGGCUCAGGUCACCCGGGAGCUGCGGGGACUGAGCAGUACUGAACAGAGGCCAGAGGCUGAGCCACUCCUGACCUUCGUGGUGUCCACCUCCCAGGCUGACCAGAGUCUCACUGUGACCCCACUCCAGGAUUCUCAAGGCCUGUUCCCUGAUCUCCAUCAUUUCUUACAGGUUUUCCUCCCUCAAGCACUUCGAAACCUGCUUAAGUGACGAUGGGAACCCUGAAAGGCAAUAAAGCUGCUAGUUUAAUGAA